AGUCCGUGUUCAUCGACUGCUGCAGCUUCCCAGUGUCCGUGGAGAUCAGAUAAUGGCGUCUUACUAUACAGGGGGAGCAGCCUGUGGUGUCCUGAUAUUAUUAUUAUACAGGGGGAGCAGCCUAUAGUGGCCAGUUAUUUUUAUUAUUAUACAGGGGGAGCAGCCUGUGGUGUCCUGUUAUUAUUUUACAGGGGGAGCAGCCUCUGGUGCCAUUUUAUUAUUAUUAUACAGGGGGAGCAGCCUGUGGUGUCCUGUUAUUAUUAUUAUACAGGGGGAGCAGCCUGUAGUGGCCAGUUAUUUUUAUUAUUAUACAGGGGGAGCAGCCUGUGGUGUCCUGUUAUUAUUUUACAGGGGGAGCAGCCUCUGGUGCCAUUUUAUUAUUAUUAUACAGGGGGAGCAGCCUGUGGUGUCCUGUUAUUAUUAUUAUACAGGGGGAGCAGCCUGUAGUGUCAUGUUGUUGUUAUUAUUAUUAUUAUUAUUAUUAUUAUUACUAUACAAGAGGAGCAGCCUGUGGUGUCCUGUUAUAAUAAUAAUAAUUAUUAUUAUACAGGGGAAGCAGCCUGUAGUGUCCUAUUAUUAUUAUUAUUAUUAUUAUACAGGAGGAGCAGACUGUGGUGUCCUAUUAUUAUUAUUAUUAUUAUUAUUAUUAUUAUUAUAGAGAGGGAGCAGCCUGUGGUGUCUUGUUGUUGUUUUUGUUGUUGUUAUUAUUAUUAUUAUUAUAAUACAGGGGGAGCGGACUGUGGUGUCCUGUUAUUAUUAUUAGUAUUAUUUUUUAGAGGGAGCAACCUGUGGUGUCGUGUUGUUGUUAUUAUUUUUAUUAUACAGGGGGAGCAGCCUGUAGUGUAUUGUUGUUGUUUUUUGUUUGUUUUUUAUUAUUAUUAUUAUUAUUAUUAUUAUUAUUAUUAUACAGGAGGAGCAGCCUGUGGUGUCCUGUUGUUAUUAUUAUAAUACAGGAGGAGCAACCAGUGGAAUCCAGUCAUUAUUAUUAUUAUACAGGAGGAGCAGCCUGUGGAAUACAGUUGUUAUUAUUAUACAGAGGGAGCAGCAGCCUGUGGUGUCCUGAACUCCAGCUGUGGGGAUCGGAGUCUUUACUACACAUCACACGUUCUGUAUUCUCUCUGAUUCACUGAGGAUGGACAAGGACAGGAGUCACAGGACUGAGAGGAUAAUAAAUAUUACCCUGGAAAUCAUCUACCUGCUGACUGGGGAGGAUUACACAAUAGUGAAGAAGACAUCCAAUGAGUUUGAGACACCGAGCAGCCAUCCCCAUGUAUCAGGAGGACUGAGUAAAAUCCAGAGCCCCAUCACGGUGCCUCCACCUCACUCACUGACACAUGAGAGACACAAUGACCAGAAGAUCCUGGAACUCACCAACAAGAUCAUUCAGUUGCUGACUGGAGAGGAGGUGGAGUAUAUAGAGGAACACAGGGGUCUGUACAAGGACGUGAUGAUGGAGAAUCACCGGCCCCUCACAUCACUGGAUGGACCCAUUAACAGAGAUACCCCAGAGAGAUGUCCCCGUCCUCUGUAUUCCCAGGAUUGUACAGAGGAGAAUCACAGGAUCCCACAGGAGGAUCAGAUGAUGGUCAUCGAUUACGUAGUUUAA
Pseudophryne corroboree (corroboree frog) is the source of this 1606-nucleotide messenger RNA. RefSeq names its product oocyte zinc finger protein XlCOF29-like. The record is from RefSeq and is a predicted model, not a curated record. Lineage: Eukaryota; Metazoa; Chordata; Amphibia; Anura; Myobatrachidae. The coding region runs from base 1133 to 1606 and encodes 157 amino acids. Gene Ontology annotation, biological process: regulation of DNA-templated transcription. The transcript has 6 exons.